UUGAUUCAAUAUUAAACAAUUAGAAGAUUGUGUUGAUGAUGAUUUAAUUAAAUUUUAAACAAAAAAUAUAUAUUGCUCAAAAAAACUAUGCAGCAAAUAGAAAUGGAAUUAAUAAAAGAAAUUGAUUCUAAUAAUAAUGAUUACAAUGAAGUAUCAAAUGAUUCACAACAACGAAAUUUUGCAAUAAUUAGAUGAUAAUCAUAAAAUUAUUUAUGCUAUGGUUGGUGGUAUCAUUCAAUCAAUAUCUGUUUAUAUCAAUGAUAAAAUAAUUGUUGAUCAAACAAUUCUUUGUACUAUUCAAGUUAUGAAAACUGAAAUAACAAUUAUAUCUGAUUAUAAUCGAAAAUUAUAUCAUAUUUAUAUAAAAUCUAAUCAAUUGAUUAAUACUGACGAUCCUCUUUUUAUUAUUAAACUUGAUCAAUAA
Rotaria sordida is the source of this 424-nucleotide messenger RNA. The record is from the annotation of a GenBank genome assembly. Lineage: Eukaryota; Metazoa; Rotifera; Eurotatoria; Philodinida; Philodinidae.